UGUUGAUUUUAAGUGUAAUAUUGUUGUUCAUUACAAAAACAGAAUUAGAACUAUUACCUUUUUCUACAGAGAAAAUAAAUAUGCGUAUAUCGCUCUCUCAAUGUGUUGUGUCUGCAACAAAUAGUUUUCUUAUAGAUAACUAUCAAACUGUCUACUAUUCUCUACCGUUAGUCGACACUAAUGAUAUAGUUAGUUUAGAAACAUACGCAUUGCCAAGUUUACAUGCGUUGCAAAAUGUUACAUUACUAAUAAAAAGUUUUGAAUCUCAUACCAAAGGACUCAAAGAUAAAACUAUAUUCAAAAAUUUCAUUUUACACUUCAGAACCCGAGUUCAUUUGCACCAGCAGCUAGACAGUUUGAAAAAAAGAAAAUUGUUCAACCCUCAUGCCAAAUUUCUCUUAGUUUCAUCCACGAUAUUUAAAGAUCCAGCAGAUCUCGCACUCUAUGUUUCCAAAUAUAUGUUUUAUGAGAACGUUGUGCAUUCUGUGAUAAUGACUGUUGAUCCAAGAGAAUUGACAACUUUUCAUGUGUAUAGUUGGGGUCCCUAUAAAAGUGGACAAUGUGGUGACAAUUUUCAAGUUGCAGCGAAAGCCGUUGAUUCGUGCUCAUUUGGAAAGUACAAGUAUGAGAUUAAUUGGUUUGAACACAGAAUACCUAAAACAUUUAAUAAGUGUCCGGUUAGAGUCAAGUAUGCUCAUGCUCCUCCUUUAAUAUACCAGGAAGAAAACCAGUUAAAAGGUUUAGAAAUUGAGCUAUUGUCAGUAAUAGCUCAUCAAUUAAGCUUAACUAUGGUAUACGAAGAAACCUCGGUUGAUGAAAUAGGCCACGUUAAUUCUGACGGAGAAGUGAUGGGCGCUUUUAAAAAUUUAGAGAACAAAACGGCUGAUAUUAUCAUUGGUGGAUAUCCCAAAGAGUAUUUGUGGAGUAUACUUUUUGAUGCAAGCCAUUCCUACACUCAAGAUGCAGUUAUUUGGUGUGCUCCAAGUGUACCACUGUUGGAUGAUUUUCAAAAUUUAUUUGAACUAAUGGAAAUCAGAUGCAUAUUUUUAAUGGCGUUGGCUCACUUAUUGCUUUCAUUAUCUAUCUGGUGGUCCAGUUUAAACUACAGCGAAGAACACCACAUUUACAAGAAUUUUGUAAAUACUUUUGUGCAUAGCUUUGCGUUUUUCCUUGGCAGUGCCAUGCCCGUAGCUGCAAGAACUCAUAAAGUUAGAUAUUUCUUGCUGCUCUUUAUCUUUUUUGGAUUUUUCUCUGUUGUGACGCUCAACACUCAUCUGAUAAGUUUUAGUUCAAGAACCUAUUUCCAGCCAAAGUAUUCUAAAGUCGAGGAUAUAUACGACAAUAAUUUAAAAGCUUACAGUUUUGCCCAAGAAAAACUUUUUGCAAACCUCAUCGACGAUCAAACUUUUGUUAAAAUGAAACCUAGAAUAAAAACUUGUGUUGACUUGAAGAUGUGUCUUAAGUAUGUAAGUGUAGACCAAGAUUCUGCCCUAUGCACUACCAAUUUUUAUAAAAAUUAUAUUAUCAAGAAUGGUACUAUCAAGAAUAUUUACUGUCUAAAUAAGGAGAGACUUCCUUUUUCCGUAAAUUUUAUAAUGAGGAAAGGUUUUCCACUAUAUGAAAUAAUCAAUGACUUAUUAGUUCAAAUAAUAAGUAGUGGUUUUAUUGCUAAAUGGGAAAAUGAUAUUCACAAGUAUGCACAUAGCAUUGACACUACUGCAACUGCUACAUUAAAGAACAUCAUACCUCUGUUUCAGUUAUGUGGAAUUAUAUGGGCGGUAGCUUUUUUAAUCUUUCUGGUGGAACUUUACGUAGGUCAUCGUAGAAGUAUGUUACGAUGAUUUCAUAAGUUUUAUAAAGUAUAAUAAUAAACGUUAUUUUUAGAGUGGUUCUCUGUUCUACAGUACUUUUAACUGUUCUUCACUCUUUAUUUUAGAUACUCUACCCGUCUAUGCGCGUCUUAUGGAUCCUUGGAGCUCAGUGUUGCCGGUUUUAUUAUUUUUAAGUAACUCAUAGAUACUGUGAAAUGUAUUUAUAGGAUAUUAACCAUAUAGCAUUUGAAUAUUAUAAUUAGCCUGUGAUUAAUAUUUAACUAAAUAUCCAUUUUCUAAUUUUCUUGACGGCAGUGAAAGUAAACUGUAAAAAAAUUUAAUUGA
This is a messenger RNA of Diabrotica virgifera virgifera (western corn rootworm), 2156 nucleotides long. RefSeq lists its product as uncharacterized. The record is from RefSeq and is a predicted model, not a curated record. NCBI's taxonomy places the organism in Eukaryota, Metazoa, Arthropoda, Insecta, Coleoptera, Chrysomelidae. Bases 81 to 1841 code for a protein of 586 amino acids. The transcript has a single exon.